AAUUAAUUAAUUAAUUAAUUAAUUCAGUCCACCCCUUUUCUUCUCUCCUCGUAUCUGUUCAGUGUUAGACGACUGCCAUAUACUCUUCUUCUGCUGCACAGAUCUGUUGAUCACCACCUUCAAAAUUCCCCUGAGAUUCCUUCUCCGUUCACUUUUUUUCUUCUGAUCCCCCCACGGCAGCAAACCCUCGGCCUCAUCUCAGCCGUCAAUUGGCGCCGUUAAAAUUACGGUUUUACCCCUCCCCCUCGUCGCAUUUCAUUCUCGCCGCCCGCCGUCGCUCUGCCGCCUCCCCACUCCGAAAACCUGUUGAGGAAUUGAAGUUUAGCGGUUAAUUGGAUACUCACGGAGUUGCAUUUUUUCGUGGCGUGGUUUUUUGUUUCCCCCCCUCUUUUGCUUGCUAUGUGCGAUGAUGUAGUGGAUUGGGAACGAAGAGUAUUCGGUGGGCGAGGAUGGUGAUUGGGGGUUUCCGAUUUAGGGCUUGUUUGGGAAAGUGUGAAUUCGUUUUCUGAUGUCGCGGAACGGCGAUAGGAUGAGCAACCCUGACGUCAGCAGAGCGGGUGGGCCAGUCGAGAGAGACAUCGAGCAGGCUAUUACUGCUCUUAAGAAAGGUGCACACUUACUCAAGUAUGGAAGAAGAGGAAAGCCUAAAUUUUGUCCGUUCCGCCUGGCAAAUGAUGAAUCAGUUCUGAUAUGGUUCUCUGGUAAAGAAGAGAAACACCUUAAACUUAGUCAUGUAUCCAGGAUUGUAUCUGGUCAGCGGACUCCAAUUUUUCAAAGGUAUCCACGACCUGAGAAGGAAUACCAGUCCUUUUCUCUUAUAUAUAAUGACCGGUCACUUGAUUUGAUAUGCAAGGACAAGGAAGAAGCAGAGGUAUGGUUUAGUGGGCUUAAGGCAUUGAUUUCUCGUGGGCAUCAGCGUAAGUGGAGAACAGAAACAAGGAGUGAUGGAAUUUCAUCUGGAGCUAAUAGUCCUAGAGCAUACACCAGAAGAAGUUCUCCACUGAAUUCUCCAUUUGGAAGUGAUAGCUUGCAGAAGGAUGGUGCUCAGGAUGGUGCUGGUCAGCUUCGCCUGCAUAGUCCUUAUGACAGUCCUCCUAAAAAUGGUGUAGAUAAGGCAUUUUCAGAUGUUGUACUAUAUGCUGUGCCACCUAAGGUUUUCUUCCCUUCAGAUUCUGCUAGUGCUUCUGUACAUUCCAUUUCAUCUGGAGGUUCAGAUGGCAUGCAUGGUCACAUGAAGGGAAUGGGAGUGGAUGCCUUCAGAGUAAGCCUAUCCAGUGCUGUAAGCUCAUCGAGUCAAGGUUCUGGUCACGAUGAUGGUGAUGCCCUGGGUGAUGUUUUCAUGUGGGGAGAAGGAACAGGUGAUGGCACUGUCGGUGGUGGACUGCAGAGAGUGGGGAGUAGUUUAGGCGUCAAAAUGGAUUCGUUGCUUCCCAAGGCUUUGGAAUCUGCAGUUGUAUUAGAUGUUCAGAACAUAGCUUGUGGUGGAAGACAUGCUUCCUUAGUGAGCAAACAAGGAGAGAUAUUUUCUUGGGGUGAGGAAUUGGGAGGUAGGCUUGGUCAUGGUGUAGAUUCUGAUGUUUUGCACCCAAAGUUAAUAGAUGCCCUUAGCAAUACCAACAUUGAGCUUGUUGCAUGUGGUGAAUAUCAUUCUUGUGCUGUCACACUUUCGGGUGAUUUGUACACUUGGGGUGAUGGGCAUUUUGGAAUUCUUGGGCAUGGGAAUGAAGUGAGUCAUUGGGUGCCCAAAAGAGUUAAUGGGCCAUUGGAGGGGAUUCACGUAUCUUCAAUUUCUUGUGGGCCUUGGCAUACUGCCGUUGUGACAUCCGCAGGGCAGUUGUUUACUUUUGGUGAUGGAACUUUUGGAGUUCUUGGUCAUGGAGAUAGGGACAGUGUUUCAAAGCCUAGGGAAGUGGAAUCCCUGAAGGGUCUCCGUACCGUAAGAGCAGCAUGUGGUGUUUGGCAUACUGCUGCAGUUGUUGAAGUUAUGGUUGGAAGCUCAAGUUCCAGUAAUUGUUCAUCAGGCAAACUUUUUACAUGGGGUGACGGUGAUAAAGGUCGUCUUGGACAUGGUGACAAGGAACCAAAACUUGUUCCAACAUGUGUUGCUGCUCUAGUAGAACCAAAUUUUUGUCGGGUUGCUUGUGGACAUAGCCUGACAGUUGCUCUUACAACCUCUGGCCAUGUAUACACAAUGGGCAGCCCUGUUUAUGGGCAGCUAGGGAACCCUCAAGCUGAUGGGAAGCUUCCUUCUCGUGUUGAAGGAAAACUUGUGAAGAGUUUUGUGGAGGAGAUAGCUUGUGGUGCAUAUCAUGUUGCUGUGUUGAGUUCGAGAACUGAAGUUUAUACAUGGGGUAAGGGAGCAAACGGUAGAUUGGGUCAUGGGGAUGUAGAUGACAGAAAUUCUCCAACGCUAGUAGAAGCUUUAAAGGACAAGCAAGUCAAGAGUAUUGCUUGUGGUACUAAUUUCACUGCAGCUAUCUGCCUUCACAAGUGGGUUUCAGGGGUUGAUCAGUCUAUGUGUUCUGGCUGCCGUCUACCAUUCAAUUUCAAAAGAAAACGCCACAAUUGUUAUAACUGUGGACUUGUCUUUUGUCAUUCAUGCAGCAACAAGAAGUCACUGAGGGCUUCUAUGGCGCCAAAUCCCAAUAAACCGUACCGUGUUUGUGAUAAUUGUUUCAAUAAAUUGAAAAAGGCUAUUGAAACUGACACUUCAUCUCAUUCAUCUAUAAGCAGACGAGGAAAUAUGAAUCAGGGAACAAGUGAUGUAGCAGACAAGGAUGAUAGCAGAUCUCGUCCCCAGCUGACUAGGUUUUCUUCAAUGGAAUCCUUGAAACAAGGGGAGAUCCGUUCCUCAAAGAAGAACAAAAAGUUGGAGUUCAAUAGCAGUCGUGUUUCACCGAUCCCAAAUGGGAGCUCCCAAUGGGGGGCAUCCAAGUCUUUCAACCCGGUAUUUGGAUCGUCCAAAAAGUUUUUCUCAGCUUCGGUUCCUGGAUCGAGAAUUGUUUCUCGAGCCACAUCACCAAUAUCAAGGCGGGCCAGCCCUCCUCGUUCUACUACACCAACUCCUACUUUGGGAGGACUUGCAUCGCCUAAGCUUGUUAUGGACGAUGUGAAAAUGACAAAUGAUGGGCUUAGCCAGGAAGUUAUAAAAUUAAGAGCACAGGUGGAAGGUCUUACUCGCAAGGCUCAACUUCAGGAAACAGAGCUAGAAAGAACAACUAAACAGCUGAAGGAGGCAAUAGCAGUUGCAGGGGAAGAGAGUGCCAAAUGCAAAGCGGCAAAAGAAGUUAUUAAGUCGCUUACUGCACAACUGAAGGAAAUGGCUGAAAGGCUUCCUGUGGGUUCCGCUAGAAACAUCAAAUCUCCGCCCUUCACUCCUCUUAGUCCCCCUCUGUUGAAUGAUGUUUCAAAUGUCUCGAUUGAUCUGCCAAAUGGUCAAAUAAAUGGCCAGGAACUGCAACCGUACGAAUCAAACAACCUGUUAUCUAAUGGAUCCAGCACAGCAAGUAACCGCAGUUCGGUUCAAAGCAGACAAGGUAGUCAAACGGAAGCAGUGAUGAGAAAUGGUAAUAGAACAAAAGAAAGCGAUUCUCGCAAUGAAACUGAAUGGGUUGAGCAAGACGAGCCUGGUGUUUAUAUUACUCUUACCUCCCUAGCCGGAGGGCUCAAAGAUUUGAAGCGAGUUCGUUUCAGUCGGAAGCGAUUUAGCGAGAAGCAAGCAGAACAAUGGUGGGCAGAGAACCGGGCAAGAGUAUACCAAGUGUACAACAUACGAAUGGUGGACAAGUCGAGUGUUGGUGUUGGGAGCAAAGACUUAGGCUGACUGACGUAUGGAUGUACGUAUAUAUGAUAUCUGCGGUUUUUUGCUUUACCCCCAAAUAGAUUUCUGCUUCAGUCACUGGAAAUAUGAGAUUAAUUAGGUUGGCAUAUCAUGUUCGGAAGCCUGAGUUUGCCAUAUGAAGAGAGACUAGAGAACCCAGAGUUUUUCUUCCGGGAUUUCUAAGUCUUUUUUUUUUUUUUUUGGUUUUUAACCUUCGGUUAUUCUUAUGGAUUGAUUAUGCAUUUUUCACGUUUUUGCCCCUUACGAUGCGCCCUUGUGGAAGGGGGGUUGAGGGUGAGGAAUGUAAAUUCAUGCUAGGAUGCUGGCUCUAGUUGUGAGCAGCUUUCUAUGUAAAUUCCAUAAGCAAAGUCCAUCUUCGACUUAACGCUUUUUGUUCUAAAUUUUCUGUUUGAGUUUCCGUUGCUCCUGCUUUGAUUUGUAUGUAUAUAUACGUAACAGAAGAUGGUAGUAUGGUAUAUAUCAGCAGCUAUUUCAUUGACUUGUUCA
Messenger RNA from Erythranthe guttata (spotted monkey flower), 4327 nucleotides. RefSeq names its product PH, RCC1 and FYVE domains-containing protein 1. Gene Ontology annotation, molecular function: metal ion binding. The record is from RefSeq and is a predicted model, not a curated record. NCBI's taxonomy places the organism in Eukaryota, Viridiplantae, Streptophyta, Magnoliopsida, Lamiales, Phrymaceae.